AUGGAACUUCGCAAGCGCAAGGCUUCUACUGCCCCUCCCCCUCCUCCUGUGAAGAGAAAGUCGACUACCAAGGUCCCCAAAGCUGCUGCUAAGGUGAAGGAGGCCGCUGCCAAGGUCACAGAGAAGAAGGAGGAGCCUGAGGAGGCUAAGGAGGAGGAGAAGACUGAAGAAGAGCCCAAGGCUGAGGAACCUAAGGCGGAGGAGUCCAAGAAGACCGGUGGCAAGCCCAAGGUUGGCGAUGUCGUGGACCUUGAUGGCUUUGGAGGCGAGAUAGAGACCAAUGAUGGCGAUAAGACCACAUUGAAGAAGCUUGUUGAUGAGAGCAAGUCUGGUGUCGUCCUCUUCACCUACCCCAAGGCAUCUACCCCUGGCUGCACCAAGCAAGUCUGCUUCUUCCGCGACUCUUAUGAGCCUCUCACCAAGGACGGCCUUGCCAUCUAUGGUCUCAGUGCCGACUCCCCCAAAGCCAACACAACCUUCAAGGAGAAGCAAAAGCUCCCUUACACACUGCUGUGCGACCCCAAGGCAACGCUCAUUGAGGCUAUCGGUCUCAAGAAGGCUCCCAAGGGAACGACGCGCGGUGUUUUUGUCAUUAGCAAGGAGGGCAAGAUUCUGGUCGCUGAGGCUGGAAGCCCCCAGGGCACUCUUGAUCGUGUCCAGGCACUGGUUGAAGAGCUGGCAAGCAAAUAA
Molecule: messenger RNA, 690 nt
Organism: Fusarium mangiferae
Lineage: Eukaryota; Fungi; Ascomycota; Sordariomycetes; Hypocreales; Nectriaceae
Exons: 2
Coding region: 1-690 (229 amino acids)
Biological process (GO): cellular response to oxidative stress; cell redox homeostasis
Cellular component (GO): cytoplasm
Molecular function (GO): thioredoxin peroxidase activity
Source: RefSeq, a predicted model, not a curated record